Aedes aegypti (yellow fever mosquito) is the source of this 2194-nucleotide messenger RNA. RefSeq lists its product as uncharacterized. NCBI's taxonomy places the organism in Eukaryota, Metazoa, Arthropoda, Insecta, Diptera, Culicidae. The record is from RefSeq and is a predicted model, not a curated record. The coding region runs from base 344 to 1594 and encodes 416 amino acids. The transcript is spliced from 4 exons.
GUUAGAGUAGUACUAGUUAGUACGGUGGUGAUAUUCGACUCGAACGGACGUCAGUUCGGUGAUAGAGCGGCACCAGUGAAGUGAUACAUCGAACCAAUCGCCGCAACGGAAGGAAAACCGAAGCCACUCGCAGCAGUGCUGUAUAUCAUCACUGACAUUUAAUUGAUCUAUUUUUAAUAUCAUUCGUUCCCCACGCGUGUGUUUUCCGUGCCGUCGUUCCGUGGCGGUCGAUGACUACUAGAUUUCCACCACCACCCCCAACACGCAUUUUAACGGGAUUUAGUUUGGGAUAGCUUAAAGUGGCGACGCUGCAACCGAAUUGGGACAUCAAUCUCAGAGUGCCAUGGUAUUUUCCAGUUACAGUAACGCGUCCUACUUGCCACUAGACAGCGAUCAAGGUGUAACGUUUUACAAAAACGAGAACUUGCUUUUCGCACCAGCCCCAGCAGCAGCUUCCCCCACCGCAUUGGUUUGCCGACGUAACAACCCAGUUGCAGCAGCAAUGCUGUCCACCUCAACCGGAAGUAGUCCCUUCAGUGGACAGCCGUUGCUUCAUGGCAACCGGCAGCAUCAUGGAAGCUCUAACGGUUAUUACGGAUACGUGCCGCCGGCCAAUCCGAUGCCAAAGCUGAUGUCAACAGAGCAAGCGGCGGGAACAACGCCACCCGCCGCCGUUGAUGCCCAUCGUGUCAUCAACGGCAGUAAUGGUGUUGGUGGUGUCUUAUUGGAUUCGUCGACCCGUCCGGUGGCGGUCGACGAUUCUUAUUCGAUGGACUGUGGCGGGAUGGCCCAAGUGGAAAACUACCAGCAACAGCAGCACCAACAACACUUACGAAAACGAAAAGAGUGCAGCGAGGAAGUGGAAGCAAAUUGCAAACGGCGAAAGACUUGGCUGGAGCAACCAAACGAUGCAGGUUUUGUUCACUCUCCAAAUUGGAACCAAUCAUCAACUCAGCAAAUGGACUGCCAGGAUCAGCCCAUGGACAUAUUCUCGCCGCAGCCGCAGUUCCAUCAAUCGCCCAUCACCAUGAACGCUCCCACCACCAUUGCCUUCAACGGUUUUCAGCAUCAUCCCGAACUACAGCAGCAGCAGCAAACGAUGAUCUCAACUCCACCGAUGCCAGCAGCGCCUCAACAGCACACAAUCCUUCAGCCGAAAAGUUUUGUUCACUCUCCAAAUUGGAACCAAUCAUCAACUCAGCAAAUGGACUGCCAGGAUCAGCCCAUGGACAUAUUCUCGCCGCAGCCGCAGUUCCAUCAAUCGCCCAUCACCAUGAACGCUCCCACCACCAUUGCCUUCAACGGUUUUCAGCAUCAUCCCGAACUACAGCAGCAGCAGCAAACGAUGAUCUCAACUCCACCGAUGCCAGCAGCGCCUCAACAGCACACAAUCCUUCAGCCGAAAAAUCGUUUGUUCCGUGCUAGCUCGCCUAUCCCUAAAAUGUCCCUAGGGUCCUCCGAACUAGCGGUAGCGGAUAAACAGAGCAUUCAUCAGCUACGCCACAACCACCGACCCAUCCUCGGUGACGACUGCCAACAGUUGGAAGAUUUGUUCAUCAGCUUACAUGGGUCCGGGUUCUAUUUGGCGUGUUGAGUUGAGCCAUCAUCCCGUACACGGUGUGGGGACAUUUCUUUGCGACCAACUGAAACUAACCAAUUCAUGGUACCUUCUUAACACAUUAUUUUUUCCUGAUUAGUGUGUACAUACAACUUGCUUUUAGGAUUAAGUUCGACUAACAACCAUUCUCGUUCAUUUGACGCUCCUAUAGUUCAAAUUUUUGUACCUUCGCCUCCUUUUUAAACACUCGAUUUGAGAAAACAACCGACCAACGAAAAUGGACGCGACAUUAUUUUUAUUUAGUGUAAGUAAUCCUAGCUUUAGUUUUAUCUCUUAUUGGACCUGUGUGCAAAUAGUGAGCAAGGAAUUGAUAUAAUCGUAGGUAAACUUUUGUUAUCUAGCAAGGAAACGAUAGAAACUAAUGAAUUGUAGUAAAAAAAAAACAUCGUGUUACUAACACAAUCAUAUCUUCUGAAAGAAAGAGUGCUGGAAAAAUAGACUUAAGAAUUGAUCAAGGUGCGCGAUAAACUAUCUAAAGUAAUUUACAAUCUGUGAAUCUAAAGUAAUUUACAAUUGUGAAACUUGAUGUGUUUUUUGAAUAGUUUGAAUAAAGAUAAUAUUUUCUCUUGGAUGAAA